Hymenoscyphus albidus is the source of this 2247-nucleotide messenger RNA. Lineage: Eukaryota; Fungi; Ascomycota; Leotiomycetes; Helotiales; Helotiaceae. The record is from the annotation of a GenBank genome assembly.
CUUCAUAUCUCCCCUCCUCAUCUUCCCCUCGUACUCGAAAUCGUGCCCCCUUUGCUCCAAUCCAUAUAUAAUUAUAUCUUCAAUAAUUUCUGUUUCGCAUAUCCGACUUACCUAUGGGGUGUACACGUAUACAUACAUGUGAAAACCCUCACUUUUGACAGCCUCACUGCCCGGUUGCACUUCACCUUGGCUUCACCCCUACUGCCAAUGCCUUCGUGAACUCACAAACUCACUGCCCCCCCAAUCGCACAAGCCAGCGCGAGCGCAAGGCUCAAAUAUCCGUCUCGUCUCAUCCUCAUCGACCCCGCCCCACCUUUCCCCAUGAAAUCCGUGUCGCGAAUGGCCACAACGGUCAUACACAAGGCCUCGCAUCCUCUCUCGUCGUCGUCGUCCUCGUCUGCUUCUGCGAAUACCAAUACCAAUCUUCCCGCGCCGAACCGCAACCACAAUUCCGAAAUGGAGACGAGUACGACGACCACCGCUAGAUCGGCGCAGCAGGAGAAGGAAUUCGUCGCUCAUUAUGCGAACAAAACACGCUCGUUAAAAACGGAGGAGAUCCAGGAGGAUAAGAGAAAUAAGGCAUUGGGCCACAGCUCAAAGAGGUUGUCCGUCAAAGACUUCGAGCUAGUGAGGACUUUGGGGACUGGUAUGCCAUCUCCCCCUUUUUUCGCGCUGUUCAUUGUUGCACGAACGCUUGUGCUCCCGCUUUUCGCAUGUGCGGUCGCUUUCUGCGCAUACAUGCGUGGAGAAUUUUUGUGCGAGGGCGGGAAUGUGCAGGGCGCAUCUACUUGAGAGAAGGGCUCUUACUGAUUCUUGUGGGCAGGCACUUUUGCGCGGGUAUGGCUAGUACGGCUUGCGAAUGCGUCCGAAGAAGAUCGCGAUAAAGUGUUUGCGCUGAAGGUUCUGAGAAAGGUGGAAGGUAUGUUUAUACUCAAUUGCGCUCGUCUGCUCGAGAAAAUUGAAAUCAGGAACUAAUUUGACAAUUGUGUGCAGUGAUCAAAUUGAAACAAGUAGAUCACGUCAACCAUGAGCGUUCAGUACUUGCCGAUGUAGCCGGACACCCUUUCAUUACCACAUUAAUCACCUCAUUUUCCGAUCACGAUUCCUUAUAUAUGCUAGUAAGCAAACAGCCUUGCCCUUUUCGCGGGAUGAUAGCAAUUUGGAACAGGCACUGACAACAAGACUAGCUGGAUUACUGCCCUGGUGGUGAAGUCUUCUCCUACUUGCGAAAAGCGAAACGAUUUGACGAGAAUACCGCACGAUUUUACGCGGCAGAGAUAGUUCUAAUAAUUGAAUUUCUACAUGAAAAGGAGGGGGUCGCCUAUCGAGAUUUGAAACCAGAGAAUUUACUACUGGAUGCGGAUGGGCACAUAAAACUGGUAGAUUUUGGGUUUGCAAAACGACUUGGAAACAGUGAGUUUUUCUUCUUAUUGUAUAGAAAAGGAGGAUGAAUGACAUGGGAUUGGGAGCCGAAUUAAUUGGUAAAAUAGGAGAGACAUAUACGUUAUGCGGAACUCCAGAAUAUCUGGCCCCAGAAGUCAUUCAAUCCAAAGGCCAUACUACCGCCGUGGACUGGUGGGCACUAGGAAUUCUUAUCUACGAAUUCAUAACUGGCUACCCGCCAUUCUGGAAUUCCAACCCCAUAGAAAUCUACAAACAGUAAGUUUUACUGCUCGUCUCCUUUUUCCUCUCGCUGACAGCUUUCAGAAUCGUAUCGAGAUCAGUUCACUUCCCCCAAGAACCUUAUAUUUCCUCCGAAGCCAAAGACAUCAUCCUUCAGUUCUGCACAGUAGACCGUUCGAAAAGACUUGGAAAUAUAAGCGGAGGUGCGGCACGAGUCAAAAGUCAUGCGUUCUUCAAGGGUGUUCAAUGGGAUGAGGUUUAUUAUCGAAAAUAUCGGGGUCCAAUCAUACCGCCUGUCAGAUAUCCGGGAGACACGCAGUGUUUUGAUCAGUACCCAGAUGAGAAGGCUGGCCGAGAACCUUACAAUGAUGAGUUGAAGCGGAAGUGGGAGCACCAUUUCGAAGACUUUUAGGGAGGGUUGACGAUACAGAGGAAUAGUAAAAGCGGGCAAUGAGCAAUGAAAGGAGAUGAAGAAAUGUAUUAUUGAUUACGACGUUAUGAAGAGACGUUUCGUUGUUGGAUUUGGGCAGUUUGGGGGUGGGGGAAAGCCUGGGGUCAUACCUAUACAUACAUACAGAGAUGUUUUUUUGUACUGUACUGUACAGAACAAGGAUGGGUGUUCAA